AUGGCUCAAUCCAAUCAUGACUCCAUUCGACCUUUCAAGGUCUCCAUCCCACAGUCGGAUCUCGAUGGCCUGCAAACUCGUCUUCGACUGACCAGAUGGCCGGACAAAGAGCCCGUUGACGACUGGUCCCAGGGUGUCCCAUUGGCUGUAAUUCAAGAUCUUUGCAAAUAUUGGCAAACUGAAUACGAUUGGCGAAGGUGCGAAGCCUUGCUUAACUCGUAUCCUCAGUUUACAACGACCAUUGAUAGAGUUGAGAUAUACUUCCUACAUAUCCAGUCAAAGCAUCAAAAUGCUACACCUCUCCUACUCACGCAUGGCUGGCCGGGCUCAGUCCUCGAGUUCAGGCAUGUGAUCGAGAAGCUUGUUGAUCCUGAAUCACAUGGGGGUUCCUCCAAAGACGCAUUUCACCUCAUCAUGCCAGCACUUCCUGGCUAUGGAUUUUCAGGAAAGCCAAAAGAGACUGGCUGGGGCCAUGAACGUACUGCUCGUGCAUGGGCAGAACUGAUGAGACGCCUGGGAUACAUGGAUAGCGAGUGGGUGGCUCAAGGCGGAGAUUGGGGAGCUUUUGUAGUCGCUAGCCUUGGCUACCAAGCUCCGAAAGGACUAAAAGGUAUUCAUUUCAACUCCAUCUACUUUGAAAACAAGAACGAAGUUCAAGUUCCAAUCAAGGAUACCAAGGCUGAGGAGAAAGCCAUGCGUCUGGAUAACUUCCGGGACACUGGUUUCAAAGGAUAUUCGCUGGAGCAGUCAACAAAACCCCAAACCAUAGGCUAUGGACUCGCAGACUCACCAGUUGGUCAAGCUGCCUGGAUUUAUGAAAAAUACCGAGACUGGACACACCAUGAUGGAGAUGUAGAGGCCUUGUUCAGUAAAGAUGAGAUGCUUGACACAAUCAUGCUGUACUGGCUCACCAAUUCCGGCACGUCAUCUGCUCGCUACUACUGGGAGUGUGCAUCCGCGACGACUGCAUGGGAAAUACAUAUCCCAGUUGGCGUGAGCUGGUUUGGUGGUGAUAACAGUUUUGCACCGAAGGAAUGGUGUGAGCGUUACUACAAGAAUAUUGUGCAUUGGAAUGAAUUACCGAGAGGUGGCCACUUUGCGGCUUGGGAGCAGCCCGAUGCGUUCGUUGCAGAGAUACGUGAGUGGCACAAACAGGUCAGGUAA
Molecule: messenger RNA, 1164 nt
Organism: Fusarium graminearum PH-1
Lineage: Eukaryota; Fungi; Ascomycota; Sordariomycetes; Hypocreales; Nectriaceae
Exons: 2
Coding region: 1-1164 (387 amino acids)
Biological process (GO): epoxide metabolic process
Molecular function (GO): epoxide hydrolase activity
Source: RefSeq, a predicted model, not a curated record